Messenger RNA from Closterium sp. Naga37s-1, 4494 nucleotides. The record is from the annotation of a GenBank genome assembly. Lineage: Eukaryota; Viridiplantae; Streptophyta; Zygnematophyceae; Desmidiales; Closteriaceae.
AUGGCCAUUCGUUUCACGGUGAACAAGUUUCCGCUCGAUCCGGAAUCGCGCGAUGCGACGGGUCUCCCGUGGGGCUGCGUUGUCCAACCAUUCGCUCUCGAUGACGAAGCGGGAAUCCCGGGAAGCGGCGUCGCCGCGAGCGUCGGCACCGGCGGAAGCAGCAUUCGAAAAUCGUCUUCUAAUUCCUCUAUCCCGCGCUUCGGCUCGUCGUCGUCUCUUAAUUCUGCGUCUGGCGGCACGGCUCUGCAGCCGCUUCCCGCGGCGCUUUCGCCGGCGCCGCUUCCGCUAGCUGAUGACGUGGCGCGGUGCGAGGAUUGCUAUGCGUAUAUCAAUCGGUACUGUGCGAUCGAUCGGUUUUCUUGGCGGUGCUCGCUGUGCGACGUCGUGAAUCCGUUCAGCGACGCGGAGCUGCGUCGCUACGGGGGAUCGAACGUCGCAGACGUCGCAGAGCUGUCGCACACGCUCGUCGAGCUGGACGUUGCCGCGGAGGGCGACGCUGACGAAGUGGAAUUCGAGCAAGGAGAGUCGCAGGGCGACGGAGAGGUCGCGGGUUCGACUCCGCAUGGGUUGGGAGAGCCAAUCAGCAGCUGCCACGUGUUGGACGAAGCGGAGAUUCGCAAGCGGCCGGUGUAUAUCGCCAUGGUUGACGUGUCAGGCUCAGAGGAGUUUCUGGAACUCGUUAAGAGCUCGCUGCUGGCCGCUUUAGAAGCGCUUUCGCCGGCUGCACUGUUCGGCCUGGUUACUUUCGGAAGCAAGGUCGGCCUUUAUGACCUACAGGGACCCGUAGCAGCAGUGAAAUCCGUCGCCAUCCCCGCCUCCUCUGCUCACCGCCUGCCCCUAGCCCUGGGCGAUCUCCUGCCUCUGCCCGCCUUCCUCGCGUCCCUCUCACGUCACAAGGAGCAUGCAGCUGCCGCCCUCGAGACCCUCCGCCCUGACCCUCCCCCCCUCGAUUUGGACGCGUCCGCUUCCCUUCCCCUGUUCUCACCCCCUUUGAAUCCUUCUCCACCCCUCCUCACCACACCUCCCCCCCUACCAGCCCUGGGCGAUCUCCUCCCUCUCCCCGCCUUCCUCGCGUCCCUCUCGCGUCACAAGGAGCACGCAGCUGCCGCCCUCGAAACCCUCCGCCCCGACCCUCCUCCCCUCGAUUUGGACGCGUCUGGAGGGGGGAAGGGCGGUGGGGGGAAGGGAGGAGCGGCGCAGGGCGCGGGGGGGAAGGGCGGAGGGGGGAAGGGAGGGAAGGACGCGGAGAGAGGGGGGAGGAAGGACGGUGUUAGGGGCUUCGGAACGGCUUUGGACGCCUUAAUUAGGUAUUUAGGGGGUAUGGAGGAUGGUCCGAGUGCUAGAAUAGCCAGAGGGCUUCGAGCUGACGUCAUCAAUACCAGUGGAAGUGGCGGCGGUGGUGGGGGUAACGUGAGCAUCGCCGCAGCAGCAGCGGCAGCAGCGGCCGCAGGGGAAGUAGGUCCCUUUGUAGGAGCCAGAUUGCUGGUUUUCCUCUCUGGAGCCCCGAACCACGGUAUGGGGGCGUUGAGUACGGUUCGGUACGAUACAGCUCUCGCUAGCCUGGCUGUAGCGGCGAGUCAGAGAAGCAGGAGCGCCAAGGAUGUAGCGGACCCGGUUGUAGCGGAUAAGGGGUUGCUACAGGAGCAGACGCCGUUUUAUAGGGAGCUUGCUGCGGCUGCGGUGCAAGCGGGGGUGUGCGUGGAUCUUGUGGAAAGCGGGGGUACUCUCUUCCUUUACCCUUCUUUAGACGAGGCUACCCUCCCUCAAGACAUUUACCGCAUGCUCUGCCGACCCUCCGCGUUCGGCGGGGUGCUCCGGCUCCGAACCUCCCGGGAGCUUCGGGCCGUCCGAGCCUAUGGUCACUUUUUCCCCGAUGCACAGUAUGAGAAUCUAUAUCAUAUCAUUCGGUGUGACCCAUUUGAUUCGUACGCGUUUGACUUGGAAUUUGCGGGGAAGGCUGGGUUUGGGGUGAAGGGGAGGUCUGGGAGAGAGAAGGGAGGGAGUGGUGGUGGUAACCGGGGAGCAGUGUUACAACUGGCGUUUCAGUAUACAGUGAUUAUUCCGGUGGAAGGGGGAGGGGAGAGGGGCGAGGGGGGUGGGACGGGUAAUGGGGCGGCUAGUAACGGGGAUGGGGCUGCUACAGAGGGGGCGAGGGAGAUAUACGAGUCUGCUGAUAACGAGGCCAUUGUCACUGUUCUCACACACAAGGUCAUCCGUGCAUCUCUGGAAGAGGGUGUGAGGGAAGGCAGACUCCUCCUACAGGACUGGCUGGUCAUUCUCACGGCCCACUACAACCACGCCUUCUCCUCUACCUCCUUUCUCUCCCUCUUCCCCCUUGGCACCCCACAGGUCAUCCGUGCAUCUCUGGAAGAGGGUGUGAGGGAAGGCAGACUCCUCCUACAGGACUGGCUGGUCAUUCUCACGGCCCACUACAACCACGCCUUCUCCUCUACCUCCUUUCUCUCCCUCUUCCCCCUUGGCACCCCACAGGUCAUCCGUGCAUCUCUGGAAGAGGGUGCGAGGGAAGGCAGACUCCUCCUACAGGACUGGCUGGUCAUUCUCACCGCCCAUUACAACCACGCCUUCGGACUCGCUCAGUUCAACCAACCCCACUCGGUCACUCGCCUAGACGUCUCCUUCUCAGCCUGCCCGCAGCUGCAGCCGCUGCCGCGGCUGGCUUUUGCGCUUCUCCGUUCGCCGCUCCUCCAGCUGCCGAGAGAAGGGGUUCACCCUGACUUGCGCACGUUCCUGCACUGCUUAUACAGCUCCCUCCUGCGGUCUCCGCUGCUGCAGCUGCCAAGGGAAGGGGUGCAUCCUGACUUGUGCACGUUCCUGCACUGCCUCUACAGCUCUCUCCUCUGCUCGCCGCUGCUGCAGCUGUCAAGGGAGGGGGUGCAUCCUGACUUGCGCACCUUCCUGCACUGCCUAUACAGCUGUCUGCAGAAUUCUCCUGCUGUAGCUGCCAAGUUCCCUGGACCCUUCAUUCCUCAUGCGGACAGUCUAACCAGUCCUCUCCUCCUACACCACUCUGCGCCUCACUCUCUCACCAAUCUGUACCUCGUUCUUUCCAUCUCUACCGCUCUCCACCCCUCUGUUGAUAUUCCCACUCCCUUUGUUGCUAUGUUCCCUGGACCCUUCCUUCCUCAUGCGGGCAGUCUACCCCGUCCUCUCCUCCUACACUCCUCACCGCCUCUCCUUCCCCCGCCACUCCCUACCACACUCUUUCCCAUGUCUACCGCUCUGCACCCUUCUGUUGAUAUUUCCACCCCUCCCCACCGCAGUUCCCUGGACCCUUCCUUCCUCAUGCGGGCAGUCUACCCCGUCCUCUCCUCCUACACCACUCCCGACCGACCCUUCUCCACCACUCUGUACCUCAUUCUUUUCCACCUCUACCGCUCUGCACCCCUCUGUUUUUCCCCCCACCGCAGUUCGCUCGAUCCUUCCUUCCUCAUGCGAGCAGUCUACCCCGUCCUCUCCUCCUACACCACUCCCGACCGCCCCGCAUUCCCCCGCCACUCCCUGAGCCGUGCUGCCCUCGUCACGAGCGGGAGCCCCAUAUUCCUGCUCGACGCAUUCAGCACCAUCGUCGUCUUCUACUCGCCCGCCGCUCCCCCCGACCUGCCCUUUCCCCCGCCACAAACAACCUUUCCCCGCCACUCCCUGAGCCGCGCGGCACUCGUCACCAGCGGAAGCCCCAUCUUCCUGCUCGAUGCAUUCAGCACCGUCAUCGUCUUCUACUCGCCUGCUGCUCCUGCAGACGAGACCUGCCCUUCCCACCGCCUCAAACGACGGGAGCCCCAUCUUCCUGCUAGACGCCCUGGCACACUUGCCCUGCAUGCCUCGUCACCAGCAGCACUCAUGCGUCACCAGCAGCACUCAUGCGUCACCAGCGGGAGCCCCAUUUUCCUGCUUGCCGCAUUCAGCACCAUCAUCGUCUUCUACUCGCCUGCUGCUCCCCCCGACCUCCCGUUCCCUCCACCGCAAACGAGUAAGUUGACCUUUGGUUCCGUAGGCAGAUGGCUGCUUGCCUCGCUACGUCACCAGCGGCAGCCCCAUCUUCCUGCUAGUCGCCCUGGCACACUUGCCCUGCAUGCCUCGUCACCAGCAGCACUCAUUCGUCACAGCACCCAUGCGUCACCAGCAGCACUCAUGCGUCACCAGCAGCACUCAUGCGUCACCAGCAGCACUCAUGCGUCACCAGCAGCACUCAUGCGUCACCAGCGGGAGCCCCAUCUUCCUGCUUGCCGCAUUCAGCACGCACCACCUGUCACCAGCGGCUUGCUGCGGACGACCAUCAACCGGCUGAAGGCCGACCGCAUAAUCACGCCGCGUACAAUCACCAUCCGGGGAGGCGUGGACAGCACAGCACCCUUUGAGACGUUUCUGAUUGAGGAGCAGGAUGUGGAUGGGGACGUGGAGGGCGGGGCGGUGGGCAUGGGGUUUGUUGCUUUCCUAGAGUCUAUAGCACGGGACGUGCGGGAGUACAUGAAGUAG